AAUCUAAAAGGGGUGAAGCAAAGAAGUCAGCAGGGUUGUGAUCUGCUAAAACAGGUUCCCAAUAAUCACAUGGUGUAGAUUUCCGCUUUGACACAUUUGCUUUCAGCUGCACCGCGGGGACUGGGUCACACCACAUUCAACACAUGUAGAGUCACUGUACUGAAGCUGCUGCGGGAGGGCUACCCAACAUUGCUGUGAGCACCGAGUGCUCCAUUCCACCACCAAAGUGAUCCACCAUGAACUUCAGUGGGCUUCUGCGACAGGGCAGCAUGGACAGUUACAUAACGGAGGGCUCUAUCAGGAAGAAGGGGCGGCUGUGGAGUAGACACUCAAUGAAGGGAAAACUUGACAAACCCAGUCAGAAUGGAGAUACUACAAUCACAACCCUGCCAAGAGGCUGGAAACAGUCUAACAGAACUUCCUCCAACUCCUUAGUGGAUUACACUGAUCCUCAUAGGACUACUGUUAUGCUGAAAAAGCAAGACAAUGAGACGUUUGGAUUCGAAAUCCAGACCUAUGGUAUGCAGCCAAAGAACAGCACGUCAUUGGAGAUGUGCACGUUUGUGUGCAAGGUGCAGGAGGACAGCUCAGCUGAGACCGCGGGCCUGACCACUGGUGAUGUAAUCAUUGCCAUCAAUGGGGUCAGCAUUGAAGGAUCUGACCAUCAUCAGGUCGUCAACCUAAUUCGAGAAUCCACAAACCUUUUACACUUGGAGACGGUGUGUGGGACGGUGGUCAAGAGGAUCGAACUGGAAAAGAAGAUGAACUUGCUCAAGAAAACCCUGAGAGAGAAAUGGGUGGAGUUGCAGACACUCACAUUACAGGAAAAAAGCCUGACUCGAGGUAACCUGAAUGACAGUUCCCAGCAUCCCUCUAUGGAUUCCCUGAUGUCUCCACUAUUGUCGUCGGGACACGGUGGGCUCCGCAACCGCCGCUUCUCCAGUGACAGCAGCUGCCGCAGUGGGAUGACGGAGGACAGCGACCUGGCCAGUGUGUUUGGAGACAUGAGCUCUCCCAGCCCUUUUAGCGCAGCCAGCACGGACGACAACUGCUUCUUCUCAAGAGACUUUCCCCCGGAGGGGCCCGUGGGGCAUCAGGCCAGCCACGGCCGUAUGCGCAGCAGCAGCCUGGCCUCCAGCAACGACUCCCCCUCCUCCCCUUCCUGGGACCCCUCCAGAGCCUCAUCCCUGUUUGGGACCCUGCCCAGGAAGACCAGGAGAGGCAACGCGAGAAAAAACUUAUUGAAAUUCAUCCCCGGAUUCAACCAAUCGGUGGAGGAAGAAGACACCUGACACGUGCUGCGAACGAACACUAGAGUACGUCUGGGACGGAAGGUGACGUUCAGUACAAACACAUCCUGCUAAGACUGAGGAUGUCCUAAUAUGGCCACCACACCCCGUGGGCUCAGAUGUAGCCACAUACAGUAAUGUAUGCAUGAGCAUUAUCAGUAGGAGAAGCAUUAGGAGGAAGCGGGUGUUCUGGCUUUGAUAAAUUAUCAUCAGAUACUGUACACACAAUGGACAGCUGCCAUUUUCGGAGGACUUUAUUUAACUGUAAUGUAAAGAGAGCAUUAAUUCUAACCAUAACAGUUGUUUGUAUGAAAAGAUGCAGGAACUGAGUUCAUGUGUGCCGCAAAAACUGUGCUUGACAUUGCUUCAAAGUACAUUUUAAAGUAGUAAUAAUGACAGGAGAAAUGGGGAAAGAAUAAGCAUAAUCUUCCUCAGUUAACCAGUUUCUUUGUAUAUAACUUGAGACAUGUAUGCCUUGUGUAUUUUAUACGUGACACAAUGACAUAUUGGACAGCAACAGUCUAACAGUCUUUUUCACAUGAAAGGUGAGUUCAUAACCACUUACUUAGCUGCACAGUUCAAAACAGGAUGUGGGCAGAGGUGCUACAUCCUUCACUAUUUUUGCUCCCAUCGCCUCUUUCAGGUUAUCCACAACUGACUUUCAGUCUUGAUUAUUAUACUACACAUAACAAUUCUGUUCCCUCCAAUAGAUGACAGUUUUUAAAGACGUUCGUUGAGUGUCAUUGCAAUGUUUUUUUCUUUACGAAUGCUUAAUGUCUUUAUUUGCCGCUUAUAUUUGAACCAAGGCGCAUCUGUUUGAAAAUCCUUAAAGACAAGUGACUGUAAAAUGUUAUACUAAUAAAAGGUUGACUCUAAAUGGCCCUCUUG
This is a messenger RNA of Esox lucius (northern pike), 2177 nucleotides long. It is a transcript of the gene cytip, whose product is annotated as cytohesin 1 interacting protein. NCBI's taxonomy places the organism in Eukaryota, Metazoa, Chordata, Actinopteri, Esociformes, Esocidae. Bases 237 to 1292 code for a protein of 351 amino acids. The transcript has 8 exons. Gene Ontology annotation, molecular function: protein binding. The record is from RefSeq and is a predicted model, not a curated record.